CGCGGCGGUUCCAUAGCGACACGGGCCGGUAUGGCUCAGACCAGGAGGCACACGUACAGCCGGACCACCAGCAGCGGAAGCAGCAGGAUGAGUUCGGACGGGGGCGGCAAGCCGGCCAAGGUGGGCUCCAUGGUGGAGGUGAUCGGGAAGGGGCACCGGGGCACGGUGGCCUACAUCGGAGCCACGCUCUUCGCCACGGGCAAGUGGGUGGGCGUCAUCCUGGACGAGGCCAAGGGCAAGAAUGACGGCACCGUGCAGAACAAGCGCUACUUCACCUGCAACGAGAACCACGGCAUCUUCGUGCGCCAGUCCCAGAUCCAAGUCAUCGAUGAUGGAGCAGACACUACUUCUCCUGAGACCCCAGAGCUGGCUGGAGCGAAAGUCCUCAAACGAGAGCUUGUGGAGACCCCGAAAUCAAGCAAGCUGCAGCGAGGAGUGAAGCCCAAAAAGACGCCCGCUCCCCGGAAGACCACCGCUCGGCGCACCAAGUGGAACAGCUAUUCUCCAUCCAACCUGCCACGCUCCAUCUCCCUCCAAGCCUUACCCACCCGGCCCUCAGGCACGGCGGUGUCCAAGGCGGGCCCCUCCGGGUCGGCCUCCGCCUCGGCAGGAGAGAUGAGCAGCAGCGAGCCCAGCACGCCCGCCCAGACCCCGCUGGCCGCGCCCGUCAUCCCCACACCCGGCGGCCUGCUGUCCCCCGGAGCGCCGCCCCCUCCCACGCCCAGCAAGGCUGAGAGUGCCAGUGCAAUACAGGAGGAGGAGGCCCUGCGGGCACAGGUGAAAGAUGUGGAGGAGAAGCUGGAGACCCUGCGUAUGAAGAGGAACGAGGACAAGGCCAAGCUGAAGGAGCUGGAGAAGUACAAGAUCCAGCUGGAGCAGCUGCAGGAGUGGAAGAGCAAGAUGCAGGAGCAGCAGGCUGAGCUGCAGAAGCAGCUGAAGGAGGCCAAGAAGGAGGCCAAGGAGGCCCUGGAGGCUAAGGACCGCUACAUGGAGGAAAUGGCAGACACGGCAGAUGCCAUAGAGAUGGCCACGCUGGACAAGGAGAUGGCGGAAGAGAGGGCGGAGUCUCUGCAGCAGGAAGUGGACUCCGUGAAGGAGAAGGUGGAAGAGCUGACCAUGGACCUGGAGAUCCUGAAGCACGAGAUCGAGGAGAAAGGUUCAGACGGAGCUGCCUCCAGUUACCAUGUGAAGCAGCUGGAGGAGCAGAACGGGCGGCUGAAAGAGGCCCUCGUCAGGAUGCGCGACCUUUCAGCCUCUGAGAAGCAGGAACACGUGAAGUUGCAGAAGCAGAUGGAGAAGAAGAACACCGAGCUGGAGACCCUCAGGCAGCAGAAGGAGAAGCUGGUGGAGGAGAUGCAUCAGGCCGAGAAGACUAUCGACGAGCUCAAAGAGCAGGUGGAUGCAGCUCUGGGUGCGGAGGAGAUGGUGGAGACGCUGACAGAGAGGAACUUGGACCUGGAGGAGAAGGUUCGGGAGCUUCGGGAGACUGUCAGUGACCUGGAGGCCAUCAACGAGAUGAACGACGAGCUGCAGGAAAACGCACGCGAGACUGAGCUGGAGCUCAGGGAGCAGCUGGACCUGGGCGGGGCGCGAGUUCGAGAGGCCGAGAAGAGGGUGGAGGCAGCGCAGGAGACCGUGGCAGACUACCAGCAGACCAUCAAGAAGUACCGCGAGCUCACCGCACACCUACAGGAGGUGAACAGGGAGUUGAUGAGUCAGCAGGAGGCGACAGCCGAGCAGCAGCAGCAGCCUCCAGCUGAGAUGUUCGACUUCAAGAUCAAGUUUGCCGAGACGAAGGCUUAUGCCAAGGCCAUAGAGAUGGAGCUGAGGAAGAUGGAGGUGGGCCAGGCUAACAGGCAGGUGUCCCUGCUCACCUCCUUCAUGCCCGACUCCUUCCUGCGUCACGGCGGAGACCAUGACUGCAUCCUGGUCCUGCUGCUCAUCCCCAGACUCAUCUGUAAGGCAGAGCUGAUCAGUAAGCAGGCGCAGGAGAAGUUUGAUCUGAAUGAGAACUGUGUGGAGCGCACAGGGAUGCGUGGAGCCGUGGGGGAGCAGCUCAGCUUCGCCGCCGGCCUGGUGUACUCCCUCAGCCUGCUGCAGGCCACCCUGCACAAAUACGAACAGGCUCUGAACCAGUGCAGUGUGGAGGUGUAUAAGAAGGUGGGUACCCUGUACCCAGAGAUGAGCGUGCACGAGCGCUCCCUGGACUUCCUCAUCGACCUGCUGCACAAGGACCAGCUGGACGAGACCGUGCACGUGGAGCCACUCACCAAAGCCAUCAAGUACUACCAGCACCUGUACAGCAUCCACUUGGCAGAGCAGACGGAGGACUGCACCAUGCAGCUGGCCGACCACAUCAAGUUUACCCAGAGUGCCUUGGACUGCAUGGCCGUGGAGGUCGGCCGCCUGCGGGCCUUCCUGCACACCGGACAGGAGGCGGCCGACCUGGCCAUACUGCUGAAGGACCAGGAGACCUCCUGCAGCGACAUCCGCCAGUUCUGCAAGAAGAUCCGCCGCAGGAUGCCCGGCACCGACGUCCCGGGCAUACCCGCCGCCCUCACCUUCGGUCAGCAGGUGGCAGACACGCUGAUGGACUGCAGGAAGCACCUGACCUGGGUGGUGGCCGUGCUGCAGGAAGUGGCGGCUGCUGGCGCCCAGAUGAUCGCGCCCCUCGGCGAGCAGGAGGGGCUGUCGGCCCUCAAGCUGGAGGACAUGGCCUUCAAGGCAGGAGAGCAGAUCUACGGCACGCCAGGCAUCAACCCAUAUGAAUGCCUGCGGCAGUCCUGCAGCAUUGUCAUUGCCACCAUGAACAAGAUGGCCACCGCCAUGCAGGAGGGGGAGUACGAUGCAGAGAAGCCCCAGAGCAAGAUGCCCCCGCCUGUGGAGCUGAGGGCCGCAGCUCUGCGUGCCGAGAUCACAGACGCCGAGGGCCUGGGCCUCAAACUGGAGGACAGAGAGACGGUCAUCAAGGAAGUGAAGAAGUCCCUGAAGAUCAAGGGCGAGGAGCUAAGCGAGGCCAACGUCCGGCUCUCCCUGCUGGAGAAGAAGUUGGACAGCUCCUCCAAGGACGCCGACGAGCGCGUGGAGAAGAUCCAGACCAAGCUGGACGAGACCCAGACCCUGCUGAAAAAGAAGGAGAAGGAGUUCGAGGAAACCAUGGACGCCCUGCAGGCCGACAUCGACCAGCUGGAGUCGGAGAAGGCCGAGCUGAAGCAGCGCCUCAACAGCCAGUCCAAGAUGACCAUCGAGGGCCUGAGGGGACCUCCUGCGUCUGGCAUCGCCUCCAUCGUGACGGGCAUGGCAGGGGGCGGCGGCAUGCCCAGCAUGGGCGGAGGCUCCGGGCCCGUGCAGGUCAUCGACUCCCCCCUGCUGGUGCAGCAGAUCCAGGCCCAACGCCUCAGCAUCAAGCACCUGAAGAACGAGAACAACCGCCUCAAGGCGGAGAAGAUGAACGCCCAGCUGGCCUCCCUGCCCCCACUGCGCGUGUCCAAGCUGCCGGCCCGGGACGGCUCCCGCCCCGAAGUCCUCUCCAGCGGCCUCUACCGCAAAACCAACCAGCUGCUGGAAACCCUGCUCCAGAUGAGCGCCAACGUCAAGGUGGUGGACAUCACCGGCAAGUCUCCAGUGACUCCCAGUGCACAGCUACUGGAACAGACUGCUCGAUUACAGUCUCUAAGCGACACUCUGGACAGGCUUAAGGAUGAAGUGGCAGAGCAUGUUGUGGUUCACAGGCCCGGGGCCCGCGUCCCCUCGGACUUCGCCACGUUCCCCUCCACCUCCUUUGUCAAGGCCAAGGAGGAGAAGAGGGGCGACACAGUGCUAGUGGGGAGGGUGAUGGUGCCCUGCUCUCGAGGUCAGGAGCAGGUCCACCGCCUCGUCCUCUCACGGCCUGAGCUCCACCGCGUGCACCGCCUGCUGCUGACAUAAGCCCCGUCCCCCCGGCCCCGCGUCUGUCUGCGUGUCUGUCUGAUGUAUGCGCAUAAUUACAGGCCCCCUCAAGUCCCCUUACGGUUCUCUCUCCGUCUCCCAGCCCUCUGUUAAACGUAGGACAUGGCCAGAACCAUGGCAACACUACACUGAUGAAGGAAGGCCCAAGAAUAUGUUCACAUUGGUCACCUUGAUAAGGGCAGUCAGCUUCGGGAAUACCCUGCCGACACGACUUCUUUUGUUGUUUCCAAUCAAGUUUUCUUUUCUUUAAGCGUAGUUCAUGGUUUCAUUUUGAUAGAAAUUGAUCUUAGGGUAGACAUUUCUUUAAAAGUCCAAAGGUUUUUUGGCAGUGCAUGGUUUCCUAGGCAAACUGGCUUUAGAGGAUGAGUUGUGAAAGAUCUUGAUGCGCGCAGAAGAGCGAUAGUGACAGAACAGAACAAAGCGGUUUGCACACGGGGACAGGCUCAAGCUCUGAUCCAUCACUUGCACACUGCAGGGGCUGCUACAUAACAACUGCUUACGCAAAUACUAAUGUAUCUGUCUCGUAAUGAAUGGAAGGUGUAUUUACCCUCCUGUAUUGUGGUUACUUUUUUCAAUUCAAUAUUUAUGUGGGGCAUGUAUAAAAUAUGUAAUAUCACAUCGAUAGGUGUUCUAAACUGCAAGGCAUUCGACCGUUCAUUCACUGUAUAACUGUUUGAAGUCAGCCUUUAUGCAGGUUCCAGUUAAAUCAAAAAUUAAUUUGUGUGGAUAACAUUUUUAGUUUUGCUUUUGAGUUGCCAAAGUAUGUUAUUCCAACUGUAUCAUAUGAUAGGUGAUGUAGUUCAGCUUGACCAAUGGUGUAAUCAUUUCUGCCUAACCAAUACUGCUCUGCCUCUAGUGACUGCAUUGUACUUUUUUUGGGGGUUUUUUUUCCCCCCAAACAAACAAAGCCUCAUUUUUUUAAAAUACCAAAAUCCCAUUUAAGUUUCGUACUGGCAUUUUUUGUGAAUGGAUUGCAAACCAAAAACCAAAACCAAAAAGAGACUCAUUGGUUUUGGAAUAGUCUUCUGACCGUUCCGUUGCGCAGAUAGGUAGUCAUGGGUUAAUUGGCUUCCCGGACCAUUGCCUCCAGAUCAUGCCUUUCACUGAUCAGCUACAGAGACGUACUUUGCCCCGCACUGGAUGUUCAGCCUUCCCAAAGUGCAUUAUUAAUGUCGUGUCCUAUAGACCUGCAUGCACCGUUUCUCCUACUGGCCAAAAUGAACUGACCACAGUGUUUAAUACUUAGCUGUGCGCAUAAAAAUUAACCUUGCUUGCGGCCUUUCAAAAUGGCGUUCUGCCUUUUAGAUGCAGUAGUUUAUUACAGCACUAAACCCAGUUACUGCAGCCUCCUCUGAUGCGCUCUAAUUUUAAAGGCCAGAGGAAAGCAAGACUGAAUGAUGUGCUCACUAAUGAUGGUUUGCAGCCUUAGACUGAACCCAGUUUCGCAUUAAAGCCAAGUUUGCAAGACCUAACUCAAUUUUCUUACUUAAGCCCAUUCCGUCUUCGCCAAAGGUCAUCGCCCUCAUAGCAUUCACCUGUCUUUGCUCCCUUGUGGCAUUUCGCUCUCCUGGUUCUGUGCUCACAAAGCCUCUUGGAGUAGGAAUCUUGACGUAGGAUCUGGGUUUGCCUUUUGUUGGUGAUAACUGAGAAGGUUGCUAUGUGGACAGGGAUAACUGAUCCUAGAUCAGCAGCUCUACUCUGAGAUUGCAUGGCGGUAAGGCUCUGGUCAUAGCGGAAGCUGUCCUGUCAAAACAGUUUGCUCGGGCCCCCUGUAACCUAAGUGUCCCCUCUGCCGCAGCUGCCCAGCCCACUGUGUGCCGUGCGUCUGCAUGCGCUUUUUAACACCCUGUCCCAUAGUGUCCGUGUGUCUCAGACCAGCCACUGGCCUCAUAGUACUGUAACCAUCUGGACAAUAAAGCUUUAUCACAAAGGAA
Messenger RNA from Conger conger (European conger), 5882 nucleotides. It is a transcript of the gene dctn1b, whose product is annotated as dynactin 1b. Gene Ontology annotation, biological process: establishment of mitotic spindle orientation; cytoplasmic microtubule organization; nuclear migration. The transcript has 32 exons. Bases 31 to 3927 code for a protein of 1298 amino acids. Gene Ontology annotation, molecular function: microtubule plus-end binding. Gene Ontology annotation, cellular component: microtubule plus-end; nucleus; cytoplasm. The record is from RefSeq and is a predicted model, not a curated record. NCBI's taxonomy places the organism in Eukaryota, Metazoa, Chordata, Actinopteri, Anguilliformes, Congridae.